AUCAAAAAAAGACAUCACAGGUUGCACCUUACGAAAGACUUGUGUGAAGCAAAGGCAUUUUACUUCUUGAAGGGAUGGCUGAUUUUGAUGAUCCAAAGGAAGGGAAGAAUGUGCACUGGUCACCAGCUAUGGACCGUUGUUUGAUUGAAACAUUACUUCAACAAGUUCAAGAGGGGAAUAGAUGCCCCAAUGGAUUUAAACCCGCUGCAUACACUGCGGCUGUGAAUGCAUUGAACCAACAAUUCUCUUCCCGUCUUAUGCGCCAACAUAUCAUCAAUCGCCUCAAAACUCUGAAGACCACGCACAGAAAAGUAAUAGAGUUAAUUGGUCGAAGUGGAAUUGGAUGGAAUGAUCAAGCCAAGAUGUUGGAUGUCAGUGAAGAGCAGUGGAAAGACUUUAUAUUGAGAAAUCCAGACAUGGACAAGAGGCUUAACAAGAAGAGAUUUGAGUUGUUUGACGAGAUGUGUGAGGUAUUUGGAUCAGAUCAUGCAACUGGAGAAUGGGCGAGAUCAAGGAGACGCUCAAGGGGUACUUCUGAGGAGAGAGUACUUGUGGAUGAUCUCAAUUCACCUCCAAACACUGACUUGUUUGGGGAGGGGGAUUAUAUGAUGGAAGACGUUCCAAGUAAUGGGAGAGGAUCACAACCUACAUUGAAUCACACAGGAAAUUCUCAAUCAAACAAUGGAGGAGCGAGUUCAACUUCAACAUCAUCUGAUCGACCUACAAAUGAGAAGAAAAGGAAGAGGGUUGGAAGCGUAUUUGUUCAAGAAAUUAGAAAUAUGGGACAAGAUGUUAGAGAGAUGGCUCAAGCGUUGAAGUGUGCUGCACUUGCAUUCCAGCAAACCGCUGCUAAUACAGUUGUGGAUCCAUCAGUUGUAUUAGCUUCUAUUCAACAGGUGGAGGGCUUAUCUAAAGAAGAAAUAACUAUGGCAUUUGAUUAUCUCUCUGAAAACGAGAAGAAAGCUAAGGCAUUUCUUGCUCUACCUCCUAGGAUGAGAUUGUGAUAUCUAAUGCGUCAUCUAGGACAUAUGUAAAUAGAUGGACAAAUCUUUUGGGUGGGAAAUAUAACUUUUGAUAUAUGGACAGGGUUGUGGUGGAAAAUUUACUUUUUGAUGUCAAGUUGUGUUAGGACACGAUUGACUACAAGUAGUUUGUAAGUAUCUUUACUGUUUCUUCCCUUUGUUUCUCUACUUCAUCAUGUUUUGUUUGUUUUGUAAGGGGAAGAGAUUGCGUAUUUUGUAAGUAUCAUGUCCAGUUCAUGCAUCAUUUUGUAAAUAGAUUUUGGAAGACUUAUUUCUACUUGAAUGGUAUAAUCUUCAUUUCCCCUGUUUUUCUUAUUAGGGAUGUGUAA
Molecule: messenger RNA, 1351 nt
Organism: Macadamia integrifolia
Lineage: Eukaryota; Viridiplantae; Streptophyta; Magnoliopsida; Proteales; Proteaceae
Exons: 4
Coding region: 75-1004 (309 amino acids)
Source: RefSeq, a predicted model, not a curated record